GGUUUGUUUAGAUCAGGGAUGCCGUGGUGGCGGCCCGCGGGCCGGAUCCGGCCCGAAUUGACAUCACAUUCGGCCCCGUUACAUCAGUGGUUGGGAAGAGUUUUUUUUUUUUUUUUAUAAAUUGUAUACGUUUUUUUUUUUUUUAUAAAUAAAAUUAUGAUACAAUAUCAACAAAUGUAAAUGUACUUUUGUUUUUUAUCCUUACUUAAUGGUUUUAAGUAUAAUGAUUAUUUUUAAUUAUUUUCCACGUAAUCCAAGUUGGUCUUGCCCGUCUCAGUUGCAGCGUGUGCACUGACCAACGUUCUAAGGAACACGUGGCUCCCGCUCGAUCCACACGUGGCUCCCGCUCGAUAUCAGUCAGGAUGUUAUCAAAGAAGCGGAAGGUUGACUCUGAAUGUCGUGUCUUUCAGGAGAAAUGGAAAGAAAAGUAUUUCUUUUGGGAAGUGGGGGGCAAACCUGUAUGUUUAAUUUGUUCGCAACAAGUGGCUGUGCCAAAGGAGUACAACAUCAGACGACAUUACGAGACCCAUCAGGAGAAGUACAACGAGUACACAGGGCCACGCAGGGCACAAAAGCUAAACGAGCUAGCCUCAUCCCUCAGAAAACAGCAAUCCGCUUUCUCGAAAUGCCGAGAGACAUAUGAAGGGGCAGUGAAGGCGAGCUAUGUCAUCGCAUGGGAGAUAGCUAAAGCUUCCAAGCCUUUCUCUGAGGGGGAAUUCGUGAGGACGUGCAUCACAAAGGCAGCCGAGCUAGUGUGUCCAGAAAGUCGACAAGCCCUAGCGAACAUCAGCUUAUCCCGACCUACAGUGACCGAGAGAGUGGAAGAGCUCUCCAGCGACUUGCGCAGCCAACUUAAAGAGAAGAUAAAGUCAUUCAUCGCGUUCUCUAUUGCCCUUGACGAGAGCACUGAUGUGACUGAUACGGCCCAGUUGGCGAUAUUUAUUCGCGGAGUGGAUGCUGCCUUGAAUGUCACGGAGGAGUUUGUUUCCGUGGUACCCAUGACAGACACGACUACAGCUAACGACGUGUUCGUUAGCCUUGUCGGGGCCCUUGACAAUCUGGAGGUGGACUGGAGUCGCGCUGUCAGUGUGGCUACGGAUGGUGCACCUUCCAUGGUAGGAAGAAAGGCCGGGGUGGUCGUGAAGUUGAGAGAAAAGGUACGAGAGGCAAACCCAGACCAGGUAUUCUGGAACUUUCACUGUAUUUUACACUAAGAGGCGUUGUGCUGCAAAAGUCUGAAAAUGGAGCAUGUUAUGAGUGUUGUUAUUGCCACUGUCAAUUUUAUCAGGGCCAGAGGGCUUAACCAUCGGCAAUUCGAUGCAUUUUUAUUUGAAAAUGACAUUCACCAGGGCCUUCCCUAUCACACCGAUGUGCGUUGGUUGAGCCGAGGCGCAGUGCUCAAACGGUUCUACAAAUUACGCAAAGAGAUAGACGAGUUCAUGCAGGCUAAAGGGAAGCCUGUGGAGGAAUUGGACGACCCCGAAUGGAUCAGAGACCUUGCCUUCUUAGUGGACAUUACCGAACAUUUAAACGUCUUGAAUGUUACUAUGCAAGGUCGCAACAAACUCGUUACCGAGUAUUAUGACAGUGUCCGUGCCUUUCAAAAUAAACUUGCGUUAUGGAAGGCACAGCUCAGCCAGCGCAAUGCAGCCCAUUUCCCAUGUUUAAAAUCUCUGUCUGUCAACCAUCAGAGCAUGGUCAAGUAUGCAAGCUUGCUUUCCGGCCUCAUGCACGAGUUUGACUCACGAUUCACGGUUUUCACUGAACUGGAAAAGGACUUUGCGCUUUUUCGCUCUCCAUUCACGACGGAUGCUUCCGAGGUCCCAGAGGGGAUGCAAAUGGAACUGAUAGACUUGCAAUGCUGUGCGCGGUUGAAAGAUGCGUAUGCAUCUACUGGUAUUGAAUCAUUUUACCAGUCUUUGCCACCCGAGUACCCAAUUAUCACUGCCUUUGCAGGUAAAAUCCUCUGUAUGUUUGGCACAACAUAUUUAUGCGAGCAGGCAUUUUCAGUAAUGAAUUUUAAUAAAUCGAAAGUGCGCAAUCGCCUGACACAUGGACAUCUCAAUGAUGUCAUGAAAAUAGCCACGGCCCAGAGCCUGUCCCCCAAUGUGGACAAGCUGGUGAAAACUAAAAGGCUUCUGGCUUCGACAUGUAAAAUGUAGCUGGCUUCCUCAUGUUUCAUAGUGCAGGGAAGUAAUGAUGGGGAGGAAAUAAAGGAGAUAGGUAUGUGGAAAUAUUUGUGGGAGUUGAUUGACAAAGUUAAUGUGCUAUCAGUUGCUUGUUGUAAUGUUGUAAUAUUUUUUUUAUUAUUAAUUUCUACUUAAUAUUUAGUCACCUGACCUGUUUGAGUACUUAACCUUGGUACAUAUUUUGACUUCUUUAGGCCUUGGCUACUUAGCCUGGCCAUCUUUUUAAUUUGCCUAAUUAGGCCUGUGCAUCCAGAUGAUUUUAUGUGCAAGUUGUCAAUAAAUUUGAUGAAAGUAA
Molecule: messenger RNA, 2484 nt
Organism: Gadus morhua (Atlantic cod)
Lineage: Eukaryota; Metazoa; Chordata; Actinopteri; Gadiformes; Gadidae
Product: general transcription factor II-I repeat domain-containing protein 2B-like
Exons: 2
Coding region: 1242-2162 (306 amino acids)
Molecular function (GO): protein dimerization activity
Source: RefSeq, a predicted model, not a curated record